AUGUCGUCCAAACUCAUCCCGGCUAAUCCGUCAGACGUUCUCGUCGUUCGGGACAUCACACCCAAUAUAACCACAUUGUCCGUGCCGUUCUUACGUCAUGGUGUAAUCUAUUUCGGAGGCAGAGGCACAGUUGUGCGACUCUCCGGCGGUGGCGUGUUGCUGUUUUCGCCUGUGGCGUUGACGCCAGAAGCAGUCGCCGUGGUCGAACGCCUUGGCGGCGGCCAUGGUGUCAAGUACAUCGUUGCCGGUGACAUUGAACACCACAUUUUCAUAUCUGAGUGGGUGAAGGCCUAUCCAGAGGCACGCAUCAUCGCGCCUGCUGGACUGCCAGAGAAGCGAGCUGCCACCAAGGGCAGCGAUCCCAAGAUAAGCGUCGAUGACAAAUUCUUUGCCGUUCUGGCCGACGGGCAGUCAAUGCAUAAGUCUAUUUCGAUUGCACCUGACUUUGACGCCGACUUCUCCGUCGUGUAUAACGACGUCCACCCAAACAAGGAGAUCAUCCUUCUGUACAAGCCUGACCGGGUUCUCAUCGAGGCCGACCUGAUGAUGAAUCUUCCGGCCACCGAGCAGUACUCACGCACUGAUGCUGAAACACGGCAUAAUGUGGAGCAUCCAAAUGUUAUCAAUCGCAUAUUCUACCGGUUGAUGACCACCACGGGCUCACCCUUGGCAGGACAGCGCUUCAACUGGUAUGCUGUCAGCUCUCGCAACCGGCCCCGUUUCAACGAGGCGAUACAGCUGAUCGACAAAUGGGAAUUUGACAUCUUGAUCCCAUGUCACGGUGACACCAUAAUGGAAAACGGGAAGGAGGCUUUCCGAAAGCUUUUUGCUUGGCAUUUGGAACAGUAA
Grosmannia clavigera kw1407 is the source of this 849-nucleotide messenger RNA. RefSeq lists its product as uncharacterized. Lineage: Eukaryota; Fungi; Ascomycota; Sordariomycetes; Ophiostomatales; Ophiostomataceae. Bases 1 to 849 code for a protein of 282 amino acids. The transcript has 2 exons. The record is from RefSeq and is a predicted model, not a curated record.